AUGCGCUGGGCCUGGGCCGUGGCCGCGGCCCUCCUCUGGCCUCAGCUCGUGCUCCCGGGGGGUGUCGGGACCCGGCGGGAGCCAAAGCGGCCACGGCAUCCCAGCCAGCGCACCGAGACCCUCAACGCCACCGCGGCCCACAGCGAGGGGCCGCCUGGCUCCCCCAAGCCACCUGAGGCCUCGGGGCCUGAGUUCUCAGACGCCCACAUGACGUGGCUGAACUUCGUCCGGCGGCCGGAUGAUAGGGCCUCGCAGAAACGGUGCCGGGGGCGGGACAAGAAGCCCCCGGGCUCCCCCGGCCCCCCCGGGCCCGCGGGCGCGGAAGUCACACAGGAGGCUCUGCUACGAGAGUUUCGGGAAAUGCUGAGAGAGGCCACCGAGCGUCGGUCCUCGGGGCUUUGGGGCUCGUUGCUGCCCGAGGGGACGGGCGGGCGGCUGGUGGCUGAGGCCUUCCACUGCCGGCUGAAGGGUCCCGUGCUGGUGGACAAGAAGACGCUGGUGGAGCUGCAGGGCUUCCAGGCCCCCACGGCACCGGGUGCCUUCCUGCGGGGCUCCGGCCUGAGCCUGGCCUCCGGCCGCUUCACAGCCCCCGCGACCGCCAUCUUCCAGUUCUCCGCCAGCCUGCACCUGGACCGCAGGGGGCUGCAGGGCAGGGCCCGGGCCCGGGACACCGUGCGGGUGCUCGUCUGCAUCGAGUCCCUGUGCCAUCGCCACACGUCCCUGGAGGCCAUCUCGGGCUUGGACGGCAGUGGCAGGAUCUUCACGGUGCUGGUUCAGGGGCUGCUCCAGCUGCAGGCUGGACAGUACGCCUCCGUCUUCGUGGACAACGGCUCCAGCACAGCCCUGACCAUCCAGAGCGGCUCCAGCUUCUCCGGCCUGCUCCUGGGCACGUGA
This is a messenger RNA of Pteronotus mesoamericanus, 894 nucleotides long. RefSeq names its product C1q and TNF related 12 (gene C1QTNF12). The transcript has 8 exons. The coding region runs from base 1 to 894 and encodes 297 amino acids. Gene Ontology annotation, biological process: positive regulation of insulin receptor signaling pathway; positive regulation of D-glucose import across plasma membrane; negative regulation of gluconeogenesis. The record is from RefSeq and is a predicted model, not a curated record. NCBI's taxonomy places the organism in Eukaryota, Metazoa, Chordata, Mammalia, Chiroptera, Mormoopidae. Gene Ontology annotation, molecular function: hormone activity.